This is a messenger RNA of Actinia tenebrosa (Australian red waratah sea anemone), 2529 nucleotides long. Its product is annotated as monocarboxylate transporter 10. Gene Ontology annotation, molecular function: transmembrane transporter activity. The record is from RefSeq and is a predicted model, not a curated record. NCBI's taxonomy places the organism in Eukaryota, Metazoa, Cnidaria, Anthozoa, Actiniaria, Actiniidae. Gene Ontology annotation, biological process: transmembrane transport.
UCAGUCGCUUAAACAUAAAACAAAGUGAAGCUCAGAGGCUAACUCAUCAAUAUGAAUAACUCUAAAGACACUGGCUGGUCAUGGCUUAUCUGUGUUGGGUCKUUYRUCUGUAACCUCGUCAUCGGAGCCCAGAUGAAUUGUAGUGGAGUUUUCAUGUCAGCUUUCGUCGACARUUACAAAGUGUCAAGAGGAGAAGCAGCUUGGGUUGCUGUUCUCGCCUCGUCGGCCGCUUACUUCUUUGCUCCACUUAGUACCUCACUCUGCAAUCGGAUUGGUAGCAGAAUGACAGUUGCCAUGGGAACCAUCAUCUGUAUGGUAGCUAUGGUGUCAUCGUCUUUUCAUUCAAGUUUCAAAGCUCUGUACUUUACUUUCGGGAUUUUGUGGGGCCUUGGGGCCAGCCUGUCUUACUAUCCAAACUUUGUCAUKUUAUCGMAAUAUUUCGAMAAGARAAUCKCACUGGCAAAUGGUAUUUCGACCUCUGGGUCAUCAAUCGGUACGAUUGCAUUGUCGCCUUUGAUCCAGUAUGCGUUUAAACAAUUUGGACUGAGUAACGGUUUUCGCAUCCUUGCUUGUUUUCACAUUCUGUUGWUCAUCCCAGUGUGUUUAUAUCGACCUCGCGAAGCAGACAAAACUGCAAAAAUAUCGAGAACUUCAAAAACGUGUAGCGACGAAGAUGUACUGAAAAACACCAAGUAUUGGAUUUGGGUCGUUGCAAUGAUUUUCUUUCAACUGAAUUACAUGGUUCCCCUUGUUCAUGUGGUCCGUCUAGGAGAAGAUAUUGGUGCAAGCAAGAUCACUGCUUCACUACUUAUCAGCAUCAUGGCCGGGGGUUCAUUAAUAGGACGCGUAGCAUUUGGUCGCGUGGCUGACCUGAAAUGUUUAAGCCGGAUAAACAUUAUGCAAWUCGCUCUUCUCUGCAUCGCGGUUUCUACUACACUUGCACCAUUCUCACCAUCAUUCAUUUGGCUUGCCCUCUACGGCGCUGUAUUUGGACUCAAUGAGGGAAUAUACAUAAUGCUUUUCAUGGUAAUAACUAAAGAUAUCGUGGGUGCUGACCAUCUGGCCUUCGCUUUUGGCAUUCUCUAUUCGAUUUUGUUCGUCCCAAAAACCGUGGGACCACUUUUCGCGGGCUUCAUGUUCGAUAGCUAUCAAAGUUACGUUCUCCCUUUCAUGGUAAUGGGAGGUGUAACAGCUCUUGCGGCGAUCUUGUUGUUUCUUAUUCCCGCCAAAACAUCAAAGGAAACAAACGUAGAUGAUGAGCCAGAGACUGAAAUCAUAGUAUGCCGGGAAACGAGUGUGUGACACGGUUCAGUAUACAUUGGUGACAAAAUGAAUAUUUUUGUGCAUAUUUUUUUAAUACUAAAAGGGGCGACUCUGGGGUAAGGGGUUUGUUGGUUUAUACGAAUCUUUUAAACGAACCCUUAAAAAAAUAACUCGUAAAAAGCCUAAAUGAAAGGUCCAGGCCAAUGCAACCGUUGUUGGCAAAUCCUGAGUUUCACAUGACGUCAUUUCCGGUCUGGUGCGGAAUGUUCAACAGAUGAAAACUUUAGAGCGAAAACAGAGGCUUUUGAAAACCCUGACGUCAUUCACACUGGCACGUCUGUAUCUCGCAUGCGCAGAUAAUGACAUUACUGCAUCAUUUUCGAUCGUAUCUGCGUUUUUGAAAACGCUAUAGAAGCACUAGUAUGGACAGUACGUGAAGCUUUCGAUGCGUUUUCGGCGAGAUGAAAACGGAACGUUUCGAAAAAGCAUUAGUGUGGAGGUUAUUUGGUAACUGAUUGGAACACAGCGAUAUUAGUCAUUCCGAGGUUAUUGGAAAAACUGGGUCGAGUUGACAUUGCAGUGCAUUGUGGGGCUGUAGAGGUUAUUUGGUAACUGAUUGGAACACAGCGAUAUUAGUCAUUCCGAGGUUGUUGGAAAAACUGGGUCGAGUUGACAUUGCAGUGCAUUGUGGGGCUGUUUAAGGACAUAUUUCCAUGAUGGCUUUUACUUCGGCAAAGCAACGCAAUGUAAUAACAAUUCAACCCAGUUUUUUUUCGAACUCGGAAUGGCUGACUCCGCGAGAUUAUAUUCUCAUCCAAUAAAUUAUCCUACUGGUCAGCGGGAUGUGCAAUGUGUGAGAAUACUUCCUUGAUUUAUUGUUUUGUCACAAGUCGAGUGGCUUGUGGCAGUAUUUUGGACUCACGAAAGUAUACUAGCUUAUAUUUUUGUAUUCUUGGAGAAAACGAACAUUUGUUUUCUCACUAAAACUCUAUAAAAUUCUUAGAAAACGUGCUGAAAGGCACGCAUAUGCAGAUAUUUUUUCUCUAACGUUUCACAGCCUUGAACUGCGUAGUCGAUUCCCGACUGAACUUAAGAGAGUUGAGUUUGUUUGAUAUGGCCGUUAAACAAACCGCAACCGUUACACAAAGAAACCAUAAAUUAGUGAAUGCCACUGGCGAGCCAAUGAUAAAGCAUUAUUCAUCACACAAUAAUGUAAACAAAGUUUCCUUGACAUUUUAUUUAUAAAGAUUUCAUUUACAAAAACCA